AUGGACAUCGACUCAUAUGCUGGCAAAGACUUUCUUAUCCUUGUAGACCAUUACUCAGAUCACUGGGAAAUCGACCAGCUGCCAGAUCUAUCAGCAAACACUCUCAUCAUGCUUGCAAAGCAUUAUGAACAGCCAGACAGCGUGAUCACUGAUAACGGCCUGCAGUUUGCUUGUGAGCAAUUCAGGAGCUACAGUUAUGAGGACUACAAGGAGACAGCAGAGUGGUUGCUGGCCCACACUGAGCAGCGUCCUAAAGUGGCCAUAAUCUGUGGUUCGGGGCUGGGGGGUCUGGCCGACCUCCUGGAUGACAAGAUUGCCUUCCCUUACAAAGACAUCCCACGCUUCCCCAUUAGCACCGUGCCUGGCCACAUGGGGAAGCUGGUUUUCGGGACGCUGCAGGGUCAGCAGUGUGUCUGCAUGCAGGGACGUUUUCACUUCUAUGAAGGUUACAACAUACAAACGGUAACCUACCCAGUGCGAGUAUUCUUCAUGCUGGGCGUGGAGACCCUGAUCGUGACAAAUGCGGCGGGGGGCCUGAACAGCAGCUUCAGUGUCGGUGACAUCAUGCUCAUUAAAGACCACAUCAACAUGCCCGGCUUCGCUGGACAGAACCCACUGUGUGGGCACAACGACGAGAGGUUUGGAGUAAGAUUCCCUUGCAUGUCAGAUGCGUAUGAUCGCAAGCUGAGUGCCCUGGCUAAGCAGAUAGCGGAGGACCAGGGCUGUGGCAGCUUCCUACAGGAAGGGGUUUAUUGCAUGCUGGCUGGACCAACGUUUGAGACCAUUGCAGAGUGCAGAGCCCUGCAGCUACUGGGUGCUGAUGCUGUGGGUAUGAGUACAGUCCCAGAAGUCAUCAUGGCUCGCCACUGUGGCUUGCGUGUCCUGGGUCUGUCCCUUAUCACCAACAAGGUGGUGACAGAUUAUGCCAGCGAGCUGAGGGCAAACCAUGAAGAAGUGCUGGAGACUGGACGUUACAGAGCCCAGGACCUCCAGAGGCUCAUCAGCCACCUCAUAGCCAAGAUCUAG
Molecule: messenger RNA, 1026 nt
Organism: Lampris incognitus (smalleye Pacific opah)
Lineage: Eukaryota; Metazoa; Chordata; Actinopteri; Lampriformes; Lampridae
Gene: pnp6
Product: purine nucleoside phosphorylase 6
Exons: 6
Coding region: 1-1026 (341 amino acids)
Biological process (GO): nucleoside metabolic process
Cellular component (GO): cytoplasm
Molecular function (GO): purine-nucleoside phosphorylase activity
Source: RefSeq, a predicted model, not a curated record